Molecule: messenger RNA, 1245 nt
Organism: Arabidopsis arenosa
Lineage: Eukaryota; Viridiplantae; Streptophyta; Magnoliopsida; Brassicales; Brassicaceae
Source: the annotation of a GenBank genome assembly
ACACACGUGUCAGUAGGUGAACAUCGAUCUUUCUUCUUCCUUCCUCGAUUCUCCUGAUGACGACGAUUCUCUUCUCUUUCUCUCACAUCCACUUCUGAUUCCUCCAGAUAAACCUAAAUAGCCUAAGCCAAAAGACUCGACCUUUCAUCUUCUCCAGUAGCUCCAUACUUGCCUAUGGCGGUUCCAAUCUGAAAUUAAGAAACCAAUUUGCCUUGAAAAAGAAUGGCGGAGUUGCAACCAGUGGAUGGUCAGCAAACAAACGGCGGCGUUAUUCCUACUCCGGCGUCAACUUCAGCCGAAGCGACGGCGAUUACAGCCGCGGGAUCGAAACGAUUGAGAAGACCAAGUGUUCGAUUAGGCGAAAUCGGCGGAGACCAGUACCAGCAGCAGCAUCAUCACCACGCGGCGGCGGCGUAUGAUUCACAAGGGAGGAAAUCGAAAUGGACACCGACGACGACGACAAGUGGUAAUAGAAAAGACAUGAGUAAAUCGUCGAGGACUCGAACCCUAACGAAUUUGAGUUCUGGGUAUGAGAAUAUCGGAACCCUAGAUGAUGAAAGAGAAGGAAAUGUGGAUUCUUUUGGUGUUGGGAGUUGGCGGGUUAAGAAACGGGUCGGGUCAUCGACAACUACAGCGGCGAAGAGAGUUAGAUCUAAUUGGGUAUCGAAAAUUGGGGAUGGGGAUGAGAAAAUUAGUGGAGGGGAAGAAUUGGAAGGUGGGUUUAGGGAUUUUAGUAGAGAAGAUUCAGAGAGUCCGAUAAAGGAAGAGUCUUUGGAUAGAGAUGGUGGUGGGUUUUAUGGUAGAAGAAGGUAUGAGAGUAACAAUAGUAGUGGAAACAGAGAAUUUGAAUCGAAUAUGGAUGGAGGAAUUGGUGUUGGAGGAGGAAGAGAAGGUGUGAAGAUAUGGUUACAAGAGUUAGGGUUAGGGAGAUAUUGGCCUAUGUUUGAGAUACAUGAGGUUGAUGAAGAGGUUUUGCCAUUGUUGACAUUGGAAGAUCUUAAAGAUAUGGGGAUUAAUGCUGUUGGGUCGAGGAGGAAGAUGUUUUGUGCUAUUCAGAAGCUUGGUAGGGAGUUCUCAUGAGUGUGUGAGAGAGAAUUUUGAUCGGUUAAGAAGAAAAGCAAUGGUUUUUUUUUUCUGUUAUUGUUGUUUUUUGUUGAUGAUAGUGAAAGUCAUGGCAGAGUGUAAGCUUGCAAUGUCUGAAACCAUGAAAGCCUUUUUUUUACGCUAUAAAUCUUUCAUUCGUCU